This is a messenger RNA of Opisthocomus hoazin, 1164 nucleotides long. The record is from RefSeq and is a predicted model, not a curated record. Lineage: Eukaryota; Metazoa; Chordata; Aves; Opisthocomiformes; Opisthocomidae.
AUGCCGACGCCCUCACGGAGGCACCCUCCUGCUAACCCGUGUUUGCCCGCAGGAGAACUGGGUAGCAGCGGGCUGUGGGUUGUCAGUUCUGGUUUAACGCUUGGGAGGCGUUUGAACGCCAGUGGGGAGACAGAAGUGUGUCGGCAGAUCGGAUCAGUGUUGACUUGUGGCGUUGGUGCUCCCAGGGAGGGUUGUGCGCAGAAGUAUAUUGUGAAAAACUACUUCUACUACUACUUGUUCAAGUUUUCAGCUGCUUUGGGCCAAGAGAUUUUUUAUAUCACUUUCCUUCCGUUUACCUACUGGAACAUAGAUCACUCUGUGUCUAGAAGGAUGAUAAUUAUUUGGUCUAUCGUGAUGUACAUAGGCCAGGUCUCCAAGGACAUCCUGAAGUGGCCCCGGCCCCUCUCGCCACCUGUCGUCAAGCUGGAAAGGAGGACGGAUGCAGAGUACGGGAUGCCUUCCACCCACGCCAUGGCAGCCACCGCCAUCUCCUUCUCCUUUCUCAUUGCGACCGUGAACCAGUACAAGUAUCCAUUCGCACUAGGCCUGGUGGCAGCAUUUGUGUUUUCGGCGCUGGUGUGCCUCAGCAGGCUCUACACGGGGAUGCACACCGUCCUGGACGUGAUCGGUGGAGCGCUGAUUUCGGCUGUGCUGCUCGUGCUGUUGUACCCUGUGUGGGACACGAUAGAUCACUUGCUGUUAACCAGUCCCUUCUGUCCACUGCUUUCCAUAGUUGUGCCUCUUGUCUUAUGUUACAACUACCCCAAACUGGACUACUACAGCCCUACCAGGGGAGACACCACUACUAUCUUAGGAGCAGGAGCUGGAGCAACUGUGGGAUUUUGGUUAAGUAACCAGUACGCCGUGCCAGCCGACACCCGUGAAAAUUUUCAGCUUGGAUUUCCUCUGAUCACCAGUAAAAUGGCGGUGCUGGUGCUGGCCAGGUCCUCUGUAGGGAUCUUUGUUGUUCUACUGACGCGCCAGCUCAUGAAGAGCGCGGUCCUUGGCCUACUGGGUUAUCGGUACAAGUUUCCCAUCAACGACCUGGAAGCCCGAAGACGGCUGGAGGUCGAAGUGCCGUAUAAAUUUAUAACGUACUCCUCAGUCGGCUUCAGUGCCACCGUGCUUGUGCCGCUGCUGCACGAGCUGUUUGGACUGAUGUGA